GGACAACACACAAGGCCCUGCCCGCAGGAGAGAGAGCACAACAGCAGGGCAGAUCUGCCUUGUCCAGCUAGAAGCUCCAACCGGAAGAUCAAGAUCCGCCCCGGCAGACAGAGAAUGAACGCGUCGCCAUCCUCCACCGACACUGUCGUGCCGGCCGAUGCCGUGGGAGGGGAGGCCUGGAUGGAUGACACCCACACGCAUGCCGACAGCCGACAGCCUCUCGACCAUGUGCGGCUGCUUCGUGACAAGGUGGCGGCUUACCUGCACGGGGCUGGGAUGGACCACCCCUGCACCGAUGCACCCGACGACGUGCGAUUCGCAUGGGAACUCGAAACUGCAAGGUGCAGAUGGUGCCUUCAUGCUUGGUUGUGGUCUGCGUUGGCAUGUGUUGUGUUGUGUGUCAGCCGCAUCCAGGGAUCGCUGCGGGAACGGUGUCAGCUGAUGCGCGAAAUGGUCAUGAUGCGGGGCGCUGAGCUGCCCGAGAGCUCCGUCAAGCACGCCGCGGAGGAGCGGCUGCACAUGCCCGACUACCAAGAGGCCAUCCAGAGGGCACAGCAGGAGGCCAGCAAGCUGCUGGGGGCCGACCAGCAGGAGGAGGACGAGAUGCUGGAAUUGCUAUCACAGGAUGGUAGGCGCAGCGACACCGCACCCACCGCAGGGAGAGAGAAGGUGCCAGGCCUAGGUGUGGUUGUGUAUGUCGAUCAGAUGAGGGCAGUGUGACGACGGCGUACGGCACCCCUCAGCACAUGGAGGACACCACCAUGGCGGCAGGAGGGCAAGGAAACCGCCCACAGACGGGUACGGUAGAUACGAUCGGCGCCGACAUUGGUGCAGGCAGGCACGUGUGUGGGAGGGACCCUAAUGCCGUCUGUGUGUUGUGUGUGUCUGCCUGUGCUGUGCAGAUUUGCGUCGGGUGACGGCGGUGUCGGAGCUGGAGUCGCUGACCGAAAAGCACGGCAGCGGUCUGUUCCUCAAGCUGAUGGAGAUUUACCAGAUCGACAGCAGCUCCUGGCGCGCAUCGGCAUCGCUCCAGCAGCUCCAGCAGAUGGCAUCAGACAUCGGUCAGUAUUUAUUGUGCGACCCUCCCUCCGCAGAAACAAACACCAUAUAGCGUGAUGUGUGUGCGCUGCCUGUCCGUCUGUGUGUAUCUGCUCCAUGGAUGCAGCUGCAGAGGCGAGGCGGUCGGCUGCUGCUCACGCCCCCCCUCCCACCAGCACCAAGAGUACCAUCACCACCAUCAAGCCCCGUGACCCACUGCAGCCACGUGAGCAGCCGACCGACACAGUGCAGCGUCUAUGCCCGUGUGUGUGUGAGUGAGUCUGUCGUGUGUCGUGUGUGCAGAUGACGUGUACGUGAGCGACUGGCCUGCGCGUCUUGUCGGUGUGGACCCAUCGGCCGCAGAGGUGCACCGCGGCGACUUUCCCUCAAGUGAGGAUGGAUGAUGGAUGGAUGGAUGGACACAGACCGCUCCAAGUUGGUGCGUCUGUCUGUAUGUUAGAUCACUCUACAGCUCUGACGGUCAACAUACGGAUGGCCCUCAAGAAGUGGAAGGUCAUCAGAUACUCAUGGAGCUCGGAUGAAUUCCCCCUCGAGAGCUUUGACGUCUCUUGCACACUCACAACCGACAGGUGGGUGCGUCAGAGAAAGAGAGAGAGGGUCGGAUGGAUGGAUGGAUGGAUCGUUGGCUGGGUCAGGCUGUGGAAGUACUGGGACCACGAAGAGAGCCGCGUCGUCAAAGCCACCCUGCACUCCGGCAGACAUGGACAGGCAGGACACAAGCAAGAUGCACACUUGGGAUGCGUGUGUGUGUGUGUGUAUGUGUGUGUGUGUGUGUGUGUGCAGGAUUUUGUGUUUCUGUGCGAGUGGCCGAUGGAUUUGCUGCAGGCGCUCUUCUCCCUCCUCAAUGCACAGUUCACAAAGGAGUUCCAACACCGACGUGCAGAGUAAGCAGAGCGACACACUCGGACGCACAGAGACAGACAUACAUGUGUGUGGUGGGUGUGUGCGUGGGGUGCACCAGGUCGAUUGGUGAGCGCGCCAUGCGGUGCAUCUUCUCUGCACCGGUUCUGAAAUCGAAACUCUUGGUCAGCACCAACACGCACACACACACUCACACUCCGGAUGCCUAGAUGUGGAAAUGCCCUGUCCGCAAUAUUUGUCAGACGUCGUGGUUCCACUACCUCUGUGCCACCGGCCAGACGGACCAGCCCACCGAGGUCCUCCAAGACCCAAACACCUACUACGACACACACGCCCACGCCCCCACCCCCACACACACGCCCACAAGUCGCCCGCACCAGCACAACCAGCACAACCAGCAGCAGCAGCGGCCUACUCCCACAUCUGCUUCCAUGCCCAAAGAAGACACAAAAGGUGAGGAAAGGGCACGAGAGAUUCACUUAAUUACCAUCUCACAGCACAUAGAUACAUUGAUGUGGGCGUCUGGGUGCUCUGCUGCAGGGGGAGGGUCGGUGGAUCAGUGGCGGUCGUGUCUGCUGAGCGGCCCCCUGCCAGACAGCGUCAUGUGGACAGGAUUCCUCGACAGGCAGCGGGACGGCGUGUCGGAGAGCGACCUCACCCUGGUGGUCAUGUACGUGCUGCAGUACUGGCGGGUCUCACUCUACUACCUUGUGAGCAACACCAGGCUUCAUGGUGGGUGGACACACAGUGGACACAUAGUAUAUUGGGUGUGUGUCGGGUGUGUCUGUGCAGCUGACGGAGCUUGUUCCCUGUGAGAGUGAGAAUGACUGCGGCGUGUUCGUCCGGCUCGACCCCCAACCGUGAGCAGCAAGCACCACACAGCACACGCCCACACACCACCAGAAGCAAGCUGCUCGAUGUGGUUUGAUCGAUUCCCUUAGGUUGAAGCGUCCCGGCAAGGACCGCCAGGGCCACAUCACGACCCUAUGGCGGCUGUGCAUACACUACGGCGACAAGAUGCAGGUGCGCGGCACACACACACACACACACAGUUGCCUUGAUGCUGUCUGUCUGUCUGUCUGUUGUGGCCCCUGCUUCUCAGUCCGUUGCGUGUGUGACGCAGUGGCCCAGGGCGGCCAUGGAGGCGCUCGUCGACCUCAUCAAUCUGACGCUGUCAAACAUUCACCACACAUACAAGUAUGUCAGUGGGCGGGCGGGCGGGCGGCACACAACACAGCCACACCCACCCAUCGAAGGCUCUUUAUCUGCCGGUGUGUGUGUGUGUGUGUGCGUAUCAGGGAGACCGGUGCCUUGGGGGAUGGCUAUGCUGGCAAGAAGAACAUCGUCCAGCAGCUGUUCACACCCGCACUCAUAGAGGCCGCACUCAUGGUGCCCUCCCGCCCCCCGCCCCCCGCACACCCCCAACCACACACCACACACACGCACACCUGCCUCUCCUCUCUCCUCUCUCCCCCCCACUCAGUGCUCGUGGUUCCAUUACGUCAACACAGAGGGCUACAUGAGCCACCGACGGGAUGAGUUCCGGAGCCUGCAGGCAUUCAGGGCAUGGCGCCACGCCAUGGAGGACGGCCACAGCACGCCGUCAACGGUCCCCUCCAGCGUGGUCAGCACACCGCGGGGCGGCCGGACGCCCGCACGACCCGCCAGGGGAAGGCAGGGCAGGGGGGCGUAGGGGGUGUGGUGGAUGGAGGGGGCUGGGGUGGGACGAGAGGCGAGGACAGGAUAGGAGCGGUGCAGGUGGCUGACUGAAGGUUUAGUGGUGCGGUUUUUGUGCGGUGCGUGGCGGGUUCAUGGUUCAGUUGGCUUUCUUCAGUUUGUAAGACUUGUCAGGUUAGGUGUUUCUGGAUGGAUGUGCACUCGGAUGGUUCGGUAGGAUGGGUGGGAUGGAUGGGAUGGUAUGGGUGGAUUGACGUGAGGUUUGCGUGAGAGCCUUCCCCUUGUGUGUGAGCGAACAGACACACAGACACGCGACGCGCCUACCACACACAGCUGUCUGAACGAGCCAGGACGCCAACCAC
This is a messenger RNA of Vitrella brassicaformis, 3959 nucleotides long. Lineage: Eukaryota; Vitrellaceae. The record is from the annotation of a GenBank genome assembly.